AUGCGCUUCACUGACGCACAUGAGUUGGACUACCAUGCGCAACAUCACCACAGCCUCCCAGGGGACGCCACAUCCUUCCUGAUGAACAAAAAGAUCCUGUAUGACGCCGAAGGCGAAGAGGCAUACUCUUGGAGACUGUGGCCAAGCCAGGGUAAGCUUGAGAAAGCGGCGCAGAAGGUAACCGCUGCAUUGGAAAAGCAGCUCCAGGGUGAUCCCAUGGAUGAUGCGAUGUUCAAGAAGCUCACAGACAAUAACAACAAGAAGCUGAGCCACAGUCACUUGAUGAAGCCAGAGGUCAAGGAUGAUCUCAUAAAGUUGGGCAAGUGGAUGAGAUCAUAUCACGUCUGCCACACGAACUCGGGCAUGUUGUGGGACCUCAGCAAGAAAAAACCUUGGGCUGCAGAGCUCCUGGGUCAGCUCCGGCCGAUCUGCCGCGCAGCCGACCACUACGUGGACAAAGACGCCGAGCACUUCAAGGAUCUCCUCAUGAGGCUGACCCACGCCGUGUCGAACUGCGACGACGAGAAGUUCUACGACUGCGACGAGGGUGGCGCCUGCGUGUUCGACGACGGAGUCGGCAACUUCAUGGAGUCCGUCGGCUGCAGAUCGGGGAGCAAACAGUGA
Molecule: messenger RNA, 624 nt
Organism: Prorocentrum cordatum
Lineage: Eukaryota; Dinophyceae; Prorocentrales; Prorocentraceae
Source: the annotation of a GenBank genome assembly